Molecule: messenger RNA, 2151 nt
Organism: Talaromyces rugulosus
Lineage: Eukaryota; Fungi; Ascomycota; Eurotiomycetes; Eurotiales; Trichocomaceae
Exons: 3
Coding region: 1-2151 (716 amino acids)
Biological process (GO): protein deubiquitination
Cellular component (GO): cytosol; nucleus
Molecular function (GO): cysteine-type endopeptidase activity; zinc ion binding; cysteine-type deubiquitinase activity
Source: RefSeq, a predicted model, not a curated record
AUGUCACAAAGACCCAGGAAUCUCGAAAAUAGAGGGCACCCUGCAGUCAAAUGCUAUCGGAAUGCCUUGUAUGUGGUGCUCUUCAGCAACACCGCUUUCAUGAACCAAGUACACAAAGCUCAUCCGCCAGGCUGUCACGAAAGUACCGGGACCUGUAUGGUGUGCCCGUUUCGCGAUUUGGCGACAAGGUUCGCCGCUCCAGACGAUCAAAGACUCCGGGACACGACCUUUGAUGCGGAUGUUGACAAGUUUUGGAGAAACGCAACCCGUGCAGACUGGCCCUUUGAACUGCAGAACGAUCCUGUGGAAUAUAUGGACAACGUGUUUGGUUUUUUUCAAAGACGUAAGGCAAAUUGGCUCAAGGAUCUUGUAUUCCCAACACCGAAAAAGCUGAGAGCCUGCCAAGAGUGCUCCCAUAUCACAUACGACGAGGCUCCAUUUCCAAACAUUGCAGUCUCGAUGCCCUGCGAAGACUCUUUCCAAGUAAAAUUAGAAACCCAAAUCGCCGCGAAAUACCCAGAGAAUGCAACCGAGGCAGAGUGGUGCAACCAGUGCGGACGGCGCACCAUGCACAACUACACCGAGCCCAUCCAGCGCGUUCCUCUUAUUCUGCCCAUUCAGAUAACUCCGACGUACAAGAAUGACCAUGACACUAUGUAUAAAGGAACUCUGGACCGUCUGGAUCCUUUCCUGGCCUUUUCAAGUUAUCCGGACCCGAAAUCGCAUCCGGAGAAGCUCAAGUACACAUUUUAUCGACUACAUGGGGUUAUCUUGCAUACUGGUGGACCAAGAUCAGACCAUUAUAUAUCUGCCGUGAACUAUCGAGGCCAAGGCUGGCUGCUGUUCAAUGACCAAGAUUCGGAAGAUCCGUCGUUGCCUCUUCGGAUGCAGCAUCGCAGUGCUCCGAGCCGGCCUAUAACGCUAAAGGGGGUUGAGGAGAUGCAAAAGAACGACUGGCGUGUUUUUGUAUUGCUUUAUGAACGGCUUUUCGGGCUUGAUGGCCAGGUCCAGGCGGGUACUGGCGGAACAAAUGGAGAAGAUACAAAUGGACACGAUACAGCAGGGGAAGAUUCCGAUACGGAUGGAGCCGACACAAAUGAACAAGUUGCAACAAAUGGGGAUGCCACGAAUGGAGAUGCCGCAAAUGAAGAAGCUACAAUCUAUCAAGAUACUCCAUAUUUUCUAACAAAUGAAGAUUUUGCAACAGUUGCCAGCCUUGUAGCAGCAGACGGACCUUUUGCAACAAAUGGAGAUUCUCCAAUAAUUGGAGAUACUGGGCCCGUUUGGGACGAUCCAGCUUAUUGGAAUACUGCAACUACAGAAGAAGCUCCAACAAGUGGGGUCGCUGAAACGAAUGGAGCUGCAACAAAUGGAGAAGAUGCUGCAACAUUCAAAGCUCUUUCGGAUUUCCUUACAACAGUCGGGGGAACCCCAAAUCGUGGACGGAAACGAACAAACAGCGCUUCAUAUGGUCCGCAACUAGCCAAGUGCGGGUGUCAAUUUAUGUACCCGUCCACAACCAUCAACCUAACAUACAAUAAUGUCAAUAUGACAUCCCACCUCCUCACCUCCCUCAUAAGCCAACUCUCCACAUACCCUUCUCCUUUCUCUUCUCCUCAAACCAAUAACAACGUGCAAACAAACCAAAGCAAAAACCUCCUCCUCACUCUGCAUUGCCUCUUCCCAAAUGACCUCCUGCUGGCACUCGACAUCAUUGAUCGGCGGCUGAUUCGACGGUAUCACAAUCGCCACGACGAGAAUGGACCUGAAAACGAAGAAGAUAUAUCUAUAAAUGAGGUAUUCUUCGUCGCUUCUACGUCGAAAAACCAGUCCACAACGCAAGACAAGACAUAUGAAGUCCGUUUAAACGCGUGGAACUGCUCAUGUCCAGCUUUUGCAAUGCGCGCGUUUCAACAAUCUUUUCCUCAUUCUGUCAAUCACGAAUUGGAAAAUCAAUCAAAUGAGGAAAAAGGAGAGGCUUGGUUUGGCGGGACGCUGAUACAACAGAAAGAAAAUGUACCAGUAUGCAAACAUCUCCUCGCGUGUGUUCUCGCGGCGAAAUGUGCGUCGCUGUUUGGGCGGGGAAUUGCCGAGGAUCGUGUUGUUGAAAAGGAGGAGUUGGCUGGGUGGUGUGCUGGAUUUGCGGCGUGA